Vitis riparia (riverbank grape) is the source of this 1503-nucleotide messenger RNA. RefSeq lists its product as uncharacterized. Lineage: Eukaryota; Viridiplantae; Streptophyta; Magnoliopsida; Vitales; Vitaceae. The coding region runs from base 50 to 1282 and encodes 410 amino acids. The transcript has 3 exons. Gene Ontology annotation, molecular function: protein binding. The record is from RefSeq and is a predicted model, not a curated record.
AUUUUUUCUGCUCCUCAGCGGGCUGUCUCCCAUCCUGAGAAUCUCAGAAAUGGAAUCACUUUCCGUGAGAAAUUUGAUUUCUGCAACUCACAACACCUUCCCAAUCCGACGCCCAGUAAACCCUUUUCGUAUCAGAAGAUUCCACCUCCAAAUUCGCCAUUUUCGCUUCGUUGUCUCCUCCAAACAAUCUUAUUUUCAAGAUUUUCAGGACUACACCAAACCUUUGCGUCUUUUGCCAACCGCAGAAGUUCAAGACUACACUGGAGCCUCACUGGAAAAAAUUCCUUCACUUUUCAGAAAAGACGGAUCUAAGUCUUUAUACAAGGUCAAGAUACAAACAAGUAGCAUCUAUGGCUCAGGCCUGAGUGACAUAAAUGCUGGAGUACUGCUUUGCUUAAUAGACGAAAAUGGUGACUCGAUAUUGCAAAGGAUUCCUGCAAGUUCAAUGAAAGAUCACCCUUCAACAUCAAAGGACAGCAUUGUUUCUGAAACACUUCAUUUCCAAAGAGGUUCUGUUGAUGAGUUCGCAUUUGAAGGGCCUAAACUGGGAAAAGUAGGUGCUAUUUGGAUCAGCCUUGAAUCAGGUCAGUGGAGAUUGGGUGGUGUGAGCUUGACUAUCAUUUGUAGUUGUGAAAGUCCAACGGAAGACACCGAUGAAAAAGAAAGUCAGUACUCUGGUUUCCACUACGAUUUUGAUGUUGAGGAUAUCUUGCUGGGAGAGGGAAGUGAUGUUUCCAUGGUAGAACUUAGACCUCGCCUUGUUACAGAGUUUUCUGGGCUUGAUUCUUUUGCCUUGUCAAGUAGAAACAUCCCCCAAUCAGCUUCACUUGCAAGUCAAGGGAUAUCAAAUGAAGAAAGCAUGAGGGAGUAUGCAGAUUUGAAGUUCUCCUUGUUGCUAUAUGAUACCAUGCUUAUCUUUGUUGGUACACAAAUUGCAUCCCUAUCAGCUGGUGAAAAAGCUGGUUUCGCGUUCUUAACUGGUGGCGUUGGAGGCUUGCUGUAUCUGUUGUUACUACAAAGGUCUGUUGAUGGAUUACCAUCAUCAGAAUUAAAUCCCAUUAACAGGGGAGGGAUUUUUGGACAAUAUAAGGGUCCAUUGUCAAGUGUGGCACUGGCAGUAGCAUUUGUUAUUUUAGCGGUGAAAUACAGCUCAGGAGACAUUCCCCUGGCGUUGACACCAAGAGAACUCGUGGUCGGGAUGAUGGGAUUUCUUGUAUGUAAAGUUGCAGUGUUGUUGGCAGCAUUUAAACCCAUGGCAAUAGGCCUGAAGGAGAACAAGUGAUACAUUUUCUUCUGUUUCCCAUGUUAUAUGAAGGAGAGUUGGUACAUAUUCUGUAAAGGAAACACACUGCUGUAUAUAUUGAAGAUAAUAUCUAUAGGUACUUUUCAUAACAAAGGCUGUAAUCCGUCUCUUACAUCACAUCUAUGUUAGCAUUAACUUUACAGUUAGAAUUAUUUAUCGACAGUUGUUAUUUAAAUGCUUGAUAUACCAGCUAAAUUGAA